This is a messenger RNA of Miscanthus lutarioriparius, 1293 nucleotides long. Lineage: Eukaryota; Viridiplantae; Streptophyta; Magnoliopsida; Poales; Poaceae. The record is from the annotation of a GenBank genome assembly.
AUGUCACCUUUGUUCAGACACUGCUGUGCCUUUGGAAGUCAUCAUCCUCAUCCCUUAAUUUGGAGGAGCAUCUUCCAAACAUUGGGAAGAGAACGAAAACAAAUCAGGAGUUGGAGUGCACAGUGCUCAGCAAAUCAGGAUCAAGCUUCUUUAGAGAAAGGCAAUGCUCCAAAGAAUUUAGCAAUACCUGAUAAUUCACUUCUUGAUGCUCGUAUACUCUAUUGUACCUCUCCUGCCCUGGGUCAUAACAAAGAAGCACAUCCAGAAUCUAACAAAAGAGUUCCUGCAAUAGUUGAUGCUCUUGAGAAAUUGGAGCUUAGUCCCAAGCAUCGUGGUUCACAGGUUCUGGAAAUUCAAAAUUUCAACCCUGCUUCUCUAGAUGAUGUUGCACGAGUUCAUUCAAGAUCUUACAUCACUGGACUCGAAAAGGCUAUGGGUAGAGCUUCAGAUGAAGGUCUGAUAUUUAUUGAAGGGACUGGACCAACAUACGCUACAGAGACUACUUUUCAAGAAUCACUUCUAUCAGCUGGUGCUGGAAUCACAUUGGUUGAUUCAGUGGUCGCAGCGUCAAAGUUAGGUCCUAAUCCGCCCCUUGGCUUUGCGUUAGUAAGGCCACCAGGACAUCAUGCUGUUCCUCAAGGUCCCAUGGGUUUUUGUGUCUUUGGGAACAUCGCAGUGGCAGCUCGGUACGCUCAGCAUCAACAUGGACUAAAGCGUGUGAUGAUAAUAGAUUUUGACGUUCACCAUGGCAAUGGGACAUCCGAUGCAUUUUAUGAUGAUCCAGACAUCUUCUUCCUCUCAACUCACCAGCUUGGAAGCUACCCUGGUACUGGUAAGAUCAAUGAAGUCGGACAGGGUGACGGUGAAGGCACGACACUCAACCUUCCUCUGCCCGGUGGUGCAGGUGAUUACGCAAUGAGGUGUGCAUUUGAUGAGGUCAUUGCUCCAUCUGCUCAUCGAUUCAAGCCUGAUAUAAUCCUUGUUUCAGCUGGAUACGACGCACACGUGCUGGACCCUCUGGCUGGCCUGCAGUUCACAACAGGCACGUUCUACAUGUUGGCAUCCAGCAUCAAGCAGCUGGCCAAGGAACUCUGUGGUGGCCGCUGUGUCUUCUUCCUGGAAGGCGGGUACAACCUGCAGUCGCUCUCCAGCUCUGUUGCCGACACGUUCUGCGCAUUCCUUGAUGAGCCCAGCCUCGCAGCACAGUUCGAUGAUCCAGCGAUACUUUUUGAAGAGCCGACUCGGAAGAUCAAAGACGCAAUUGAGAAGGCCAAGGGCAUCCACUCACUCUAG